Molecule: messenger RNA, 4636 nt
Organism: Cercocebus atys (sooty mangabey)
Lineage: Eukaryota; Metazoa; Chordata; Mammalia; Primates; Cercopithecidae
Gene: SLC23A1
Product: solute carrier family 23 (ascorbic acid transporter), member 1
Exons: 15
Coding region: 2379-4175 (598 amino acids)
Biological process (GO): transmembrane transport
Cellular component (GO): membrane
Molecular function (GO): transmembrane transporter activity
Source: RefSeq, a predicted model, not a curated record
UCACUGUCUCAGUCAUAAUUUUGCAAAGGUGGUUUCAGUGACAUCCCAGGUCUUCAGAACCAUCAUGAGAAAAGAGAACCAAGGAAAACUCGGCACGCAGACCACCUUGUGGCACACCUACUCCAGCUACUCCAUGCUGUCUGCGCCCCUCCCAGAACACACGUCUCACUGGGUCUACACCUAAUAGCUGUUCAUUUUCCACACUCUGCCUUUGACCCCAGCUGGUAUGGAUGGGCCCUGGAUUUCUGACCAGCCAGAUUCAACAUUUUGGUUCUCAGUCCUGCUUUCCCCAGAAAUUCUUCUGGCUGAGCCUUUUCCUUAGUAAAGGAGCCCUGGACCCCACCUAGGUCUGGGAACUGGAGAUCGGUGGCACCAGAACUUUCAGUUUCCUUUGUGAGUGUCUCUGAUCUGGCCAAGCCCUGGGAGAGAGACAGAACAUUCUAACCCCCAUUUUUAGAAAUAUUUUUAUUUUACACAAGAGCCACGUGUAGGAAGACAAUCUAAUCCCCCUUUGACAGAUGCAGAAACCAAAACUUAGACAACAGAAGAGGUUCAGGCCAAGUCCCAGGCUGAGUCGUAGCAGGGCUGGGAGGGGAUUCAGACUUAGGAGACCGGGGAGGCCAGCUGCUGGGGAAAUGGAGGUGCCCGGGGCAGGCCCUGGCCACUCCAGCUUCCUCGGGAGCUGCACUCAGCCCGCUCCAUCCUUCACCUGUUCCAGGACUUGCCUGAAGCCCCACCUUCCCUGGCCUUCACUCCGGAGAGAACCCCCAGACACCAGGAGGAAAGUCAGAGCCCAAGAAACCCACUAAGCUGUCAGUAGGACAGGGUGUGGAGCCGGGCCCCUGUGACAUGGACGUGUGUUUUUCUGUGGGGUGAUUAGAGAGGCCGCAUCAGUUCUGGUGUGUGGGCCCCUUCGUGCUACUGUGGAUCUGGGACCUUGUUCUCCACCUUGUUCUUUAUGUGUAUUGUGUGGUUUGGGUUGAAUUGAGUGUCCAUGGAGCCCUGUCUGCAAGGGGUGGGGCUUGGUAUCCACAGCCCCCUGGGGAGUUCUGGGAGGAGAGGGUGGAGAGGAAAGUGCUGGGGAGUUGCAGAGGCUUCAAACUGGUCCAGCAACUUGGGAAAUUGGGAGUAGGAGCCAAGAGGGAGAGGAGAGGACAAGUGGAUGGACAGAGGAACAGUGUGGACACCGGCAGGCAGGCGGACUCAGUGCUGUGGCAUGAACCUGCUGUCCAGUUGGAGAGCGGUGCUGCCCCUUGGCCCUCAGGGCAGGGCCUGGCCAUGGGCACAGCCACCCAGAAGUAGGUAGGCCCUAGAGUGCUGGGGCUGGGGCAGCCCAGAGGGAAUGGGGACCUCAGGCCUAGCCCUCACCAGCUGAGGAGCCUGAGCUCUUAGGGCCCCUCCCCAUGUCCCCCCUGCCAUCCUCAGGCCCUGCUGGGCUGGGCCUGCCAGGAGGGGAGAGAGUUUGGGCAUAGGACUGCCUUCCUGGGCUGGGUGAUGGGCAGUCACACUGGGCUUGGUGUAUAGAAAGGCCCCAUGCUCCAUCUGAUGCUCUUGCUAUCUAAAUUCUUUAUACUUUUGGAAUAAAAGCCUCACAUUCUCACUUUGCACUGGGUCCCACAAAUUAUGUGACUGGGAGGGAAAGGGAUCUGUGUCCUGACACAGGGUGCAGGCCAGGCUGGGCCAGCCUAGGCAGCUCCAUCUGCAGAGGCCCAUCUGCUGCCUGCCUCAGGGACCCUGAGGGGUGCAGGUGGUGGGGGCAAGGCAGCUCAGACCAACCUGAAUUUUAGGAUUGGUUUCUGCAACCUUGCUAUCUGCAUGGCUUGGGUCAAAUCACAUCUACUGAAUCUGUUUCCUUUGCUGUUAAAGGGGUUAAUACUGCCCAGCACAGGGGUUACUUGGGACAGUGCAAAUCCAUGUUUCUUGGCACAAGGCCAUUCCUUAAUAACGAGAAUGACUAUGAUGAUGAUGAUAAUGAUGAACUGGUUAUCAUUAAAUGGGGAAGGGCCUCAUACAGGGGGUUACAUAAUAAGUGCCUGUUUCCACUCCCUCUUUCUCCCCUCACCUGGGGCUUGGUAAACUUCUGGUCCUCACCCCCUCGACACUGGCCCUCUCUUGGGAAACAAGAACAGGUCCAGCACCCAGGUGCAGAUGUGGGCAGGGAAGGGCACAUGUGGCAGAGGCUUGGGUGGCUUUUACUGCCCUAGUGAGAGUUAAUACAUUACCUCUGCCCAGGCCCCCCUUUCGCAAUCCGGAGCUGGGCGUCUGGUUACAGAUUUACUUCGAACAAUGCCUGAUAUGUGGAGUAAAGUCCUCCUCCUUGGCCUUUGUAAAGUCCUCCCCUCUUCUCCUCAGGAACUGCUCAAACCUGUGCCCCAAAGAUGAGGGCCCACGAGGACCCCGAGGGCCCGACACAGCAUGAAUCCCCCAGGGACCCUCCGACCCCCCUACCCACAGAGCCUAAGUUUGACAUGUUGUACAAGAUCGAGGACGUGCCGCCUUGGUACCUGUGCAUCCUGCUGGGCUUCCAGCACUACCUGACAUGCUUCAGUGGCACCAUCGCCGUGCCCUUCCUGCUGGCUGAGGCGCUGUGUGUGGGCCACGACCAGCACAUGGUUAGUCAGCUCAUCGGCACCAUCUUCACGUGCGUGGGCAUCACCACUCUCAUCCAGACCACCCUGGGCAUCCGGCUGCCGCUGUUUCAGGCCAGUGCCUUUGCAUUUCUGGUUCCAGCCAAAGCCAUACUGGCUCUGGAGAGAUGGAAAUGCCCCUCGGAAGAGGAGAUCUACGGUAACUGGAGUCUGCCCCUGAAUACCUCUCAUAUCUGGCACCCACGGAUACGGGAGGUCCAGGGUGCAAUCAUGGUGUCCAGCGUGGUGGAGGUGGUGAUUGGCCUGCUGGGGCUGCCUGGGGCCCUGCUAAACUACAUUGGGCCUCUCACAGUCACCCCCACUGUCUCCCUCAUUGGCCUCUCUGUCUUCCAAGCUGCUGGCGACCGAGCUGGCUCCCACUGGGGCAUCUCAGCUUGCUCCAUUCUCCUGAUCAUCCUCUUCUCCCAGUACCUGCGCAACCUCACCUUCCUGCUGCCUGUCUACCGCUGGGGCAAGGGCCUCACUCUUCUUCGCAUCCAGAUCUUCAAAAUGUUUCCUAUCGUGCUGGCCAUCAUGACCGUGUGGCUGCUCUGCUAUGUCCUGACCUUGACAGACGUGCUGCCCACAGACCCGAAAGCCUAUGGCUUCCAGGCACGAACCGAUGCCCGUGGUGACAUCAUGGCUAUUGCGCCCUGGAUCCGCAUCCCCUACCCCUGUCAGUGGGGCCUGCCCACAGUGACUGCAGCUGCCGUCCUGGGAAUGUUCAGCGCCACUCUGGCAGGAAUCAUUGAGUCCAUUGGAGAUUACUACGCCUGUGCGCGCCUGGCUGGUGCGCCACCCCCUCCAAUACAUGCUAUCAACAGGGGCAUCUUCACCGAAGGCAUUUGCUGCAUCAUCGCGGGGCUGUUGGGCACGGGCAACGGGUCCACCUCUUCCAGUCCCAACAUUGGCGUCCUGGGGAUUACCAAGGUGGGCAGCCGGCGCGUGGUGCAGUAUGGUGCGGCUAUCAUGCUGGUCCUGGGCACCAUCGGCAAGUUCACGGCCCUCUUCGCCUCGCUCCCUGACCCCAUCCUGGGAGGCAUGUUCUGCACUCUGUUUGGCAUGAUUACAGCUGUGGGGCUGUCCAACCUGCAAUUUGUGGACAUGAACUCCUCUCGCAACCUCUUCGUGCUCGGAUUUUCCAUGUUCUUCGGGCUCACGCUGCCCAAUUACCUGGAGUCCAACCCUGGAGCCAUCAAUACAGGCAUUCUUGAAGUGGAUCAGAUUCUGACUGUGCUGCUGACCACGGAGAUGUUUGUGGGCGGGUGCCUUGCUUUCAUACUUGACAACACAGUGCCAGGGAGCCCAGAGGAGCGUGGUCUGAUACAGUGGAAAGCUGGGGCUCAUGCCAACAGUGACACGUCUUCCAGCCUCAAGAGCUACGAUUUCCCCAUUGGGAUGGGCAUAGUAAAAAGAAUUGCCUUUCUGAAAUACAUUCCUAUCUGUCCAGUCUUCAAAGGAUUUUCUUCAAGUUCAAAAGAUCAGUUUGCAAUUCCAGAAGACUCUCCAGAAAAUACAGAAACUGCAUCUGUGUGCACCAAGGUCUGAAAAAUAACUUCCAGGAAAGGAAGCAUGGUAUACAACAGGAAAAGAAAAUGACAUGGGGAACCAGAAGACCUAAGUCUGAAAUCUCAGCCCUGCCCCUAACUAACUUCUAUGUAAACUCAGAUAAGUCAUCUUUCUCUGGGAUUCAAUUUUUUGCAUCAGUUAAAAAAAAAACGCCGCGGGUGGGGGGAGAUGGGCCAAAGUCUGAGUCUUAGAGACUCGUACCAAUGUUAUGCUAUGUCUCUAAAUCUUUACUCUCCUAAGCAGACCUGUCAGCAUCUAGGAAGAACAGCUAGAAAUUUUCCUCUGUGGUAUUUUAGACAGCAAGUUGAUAAAAAUAAAAAGAAAUGAGGACAGGUUCCAGGGCCUGAAAUGUAGGUAUGCUGGAAGGCUUUUACAUUGAAUUUGACCCUACAUCACUUCAAGACUAAUGCAUAAUAUUAAACAUCAUGUUGAAGAAAUAA